AUGAGUCCCAGCCGUUCCUGCCGCUUCUGCGGCAGCGAGGAGUUGGAGCGAAGCGAACACAAAGGCGAACUCACCUGCUGCAGGUCAGCAGCAGCAGCAGCAACAGCAGCAGCAGCAGCAGCAGCAGCAGUAGCGGCGGCAGCAGCAGCAGCAAAUGAAGCUUCUGCUGCGCUGCUGCAGCCAAAAAGGGUCUCUCCUCGCCUGCAGCAGUUGCCGCCAUAUCAUCAUCAUCACCAUCACCAGCAGCAGCAGCAGCAGCAGCAGCAGGAGCAGCAGCAGCAGCAGCAGCAGCAAGUUGUUGUUUUACUGUGCUGGGGUGUAUACGCAGGUGCGGGGCUGUGCUAG
Molecule: messenger RNA, 345 nt
Organism: Eimeria mitis
Lineage: Eukaryota; Apicomplexa; Conoidasida; Eucoccidiorida; Eimeriidae
Exons: 1
Coding region: 1-345 (114 amino acids)
Source: RefSeq, a predicted model, not a curated record